AUGUCGACUGGAAAACCCGAGGCUUGGGGGUGGAACCAUACCCUAAGCUCAAGAAGCAGAUCAUCUAGGUCCCGUUCCAGAUGCAGCAGAACUGCGUUUAUGGCUCCUCUUGAAAUGUUUAGCCACCUGAACAUUGACUUCUUACAUUUCGCGGCAAAUUCCGGCGACAAGACAUCAAGCUCUGUUAAACAUAUUGACAUCAGCAAGGGUAAUGCCUUAACGCCUACAAUCUACCCCGGCCGUAGUUCUUGGUGUUCCCAAUAUUUUGCACAUGGCCUAGGCGAUCCUUAUUUGGGGUUUGAAACUACAAGCUAUCUUAUGUUCAUGUCCUCUGAACAGUUCGGUCCCUUGUCUCCGCCAAUGCAAACCAACAUGUUUUCUGAUGCGCCCAUAGCGCUCAGCUCGCACAUGAACGAGUCAGAGAGACUUCCGCAUCGAAUGAUGCCGAUCUUCGAUAGCCUCGGCUUUUGA
Messenger RNA from Colletotrichum lupini, 471 nucleotides. RefSeq lists its product as uncharacterized. The transcript has 6 exons. Bases 1 to 471 code for a protein of 156 amino acids. The record is from RefSeq and is a predicted model, not a curated record. Lineage: Eukaryota; Fungi; Ascomycota; Sordariomycetes; Glomerellales; Glomerellaceae.